Molecule: messenger RNA, 2865 nt
Organism: Vanrija pseudolonga
Lineage: Eukaryota; Fungi; Basidiomycota; Tremellomycetes; Trichosporonales; Trichosporonaceae
Gene: pdxT
Product: Pyridoxal 5'-phosphate synthase subunit PdxT
Exons: 5
Coding region: 202-957 (251 amino acids)
Biological process (GO): pyridoxal 5'-phosphate biosynthetic process; pyridoxine metabolic process
Cellular component (GO): cytosol; glutaminase complex
Molecular function (GO): glutaminase activity
Source: RefSeq, a predicted model, not a curated record
GCCUGGGCCGUGUCCACUCGUCCCACUGCGAUGCUUGGCAGAGUGGCGUCGGCUACGUGCGCUCACUGCUGACUGCAGACGAAUACUGGAAUUUCCAACACAAUCUAAUCGCGAGUCGACCGACGUCUGCGAGUGCAAGGGCUACUGCUACAUCUCUGUUGUGCAUUCACUCCUCUCCACUACUCGCACCACACACACACCAUGGCCCUCGACACCCCACUGGCGGCCGACACGCCCAUCGCUUCCCUGCCCGAGACGCUCGUUGUUGGCGUGCUGGCUCUGCAGGGCGCCUUCGCGGAGCACAUCCACUAUCUCGAGAGCGUCCGGGUCAAGGGACACACCGUCAAGGCCAUUGCCGUGCGCACGCCCGAGGAGCUGGCCACCUGCCACGCCCUCGUCAUCCCAGGCGGCGAGUCAACGGCCAUCACGCGCGUGGCCGCGCGCACGGCCGGCCUCCUCCCCCUCCUGCAGGCGUUCGUCGCCGACCCCGAGAGGCCAGUGUACGGCACGUGCGCGGGCAUGAUCCUCAUGGCGGACGCGGACGGCGUCGGGGGCGGCAAGCGCAAGGGCGACGGCGCGGCGUGGGGCGGCAUGCAGGGGCUGCGCGUUUGGCGCAACUUGUACGGUGGCCAGCUCGAAUCCUUCGAGCAGGAAAUCUCCAUCCCAGCCCUCGCCAACCCCGAACGGCCCUUCAACGCAAUCUUCAUCCGCGCGCCGGCGGUCCACUCGCUCGUCGCGUCGCCAAACUACACCACCGAGGUGAUUGCCUCGCUGCCUGCUGAGCGCGUGCCCGCCCCGCCUCCGGCCGACAGCGCGCUCGGCGCGCCCGACGUCGAGGCGACGCCGUACGUCAUGCUCCGCCAGGGCCGCAAGCUCGUCACUUCGUUCCACCCCGAGUUGAGCGGAGACGCACGCGUGCACCAGUACUGGAUCGAGUCGUGCGUCCUUGGGCGAUAGUGGCGCCAUGGACACACUGUCCUCCGCCUCGACGAGGCUGAGGCUCGGCUCGGCUGGGCUCGUGACUCGGCGGCUUGACUUUACUUGCAUCUUGGGACAUCUGCAUAAUCCCACCCACCCCACUCGACAUGUCUAGAUUGAUGCAUAGAGCGUGCGUAGGUAUGAUGGAAUAUGUAAACUUCAGCAUUGAACCAUCAAUGUUCAUGAGGUCCACCGCACAAGACAAGAACAAACUACUAAAAUUCCAAGAAUCUACUCGAGCCACGGAGGCAGCGCGUCAGGAAGAGGGCGGCACGUGCGCGACCUCUCAAGCUCGAGCGCGUACAACAGGCUCUCUCGAGAAGCCGAAGGCCGGCCUUGCUUGUCGCACACUGUGCCGAGCGUGUACCACGCCUCGGGGACGUCCCAUCCGCGGUCCUGGGUCAACUGCGACAGCAGCGAAUGGGCGAGAUCGACAUCACCCUGCCCGAGGUACAGGCGUGCCAGCAUCACCACGGCUGGAGGGUGGUCCGGGCGGAGCAGCAGCGACUUGGUGAACGCAGCGAGCGCCUGCGACGGCUUGCCGUCCGGGUCGACAUGGCCGCAUGCCUGGUGGAACAUGCCAAGCUGGACCCAAACAUUUGGGUUGUCCGGUGCAAUCGUCUCGGCCUCCUCAAUAGCAACCAAUGCCUGUUCGGGCUUUCCAGAACGUCGGAACGAAGCCGCCGACAUGAGCCACAGGUCGGAAAGAAUACGAGCCUCGGUGGGGGAACGCGGCGUAGCGUUCUUGGCAGGGGGUGGAGGUGGUGGAGCAAUGGAGCGUGCGCCACGGAAGUGCGAAUGAACAGCAGUCGGGGCGAUCGACAAAGCGAUCGUCGAUGCCGAUGGCGUUCGUGCACGGUGCUGGGGCUGGAGUGCCAGGCUUGGGGUGCUCGCGGCCCGCAAAGUCUCCGAUCGACCGUCCGACCGGCCGUUGCCGCUACGCACCACAGAAGGCACAUGCAGGUGCUUGUUGAGAAGACUCCUCCUGUGCGCAAGCAUGGCGCGGCGUGGUCCGAGCCUCCGGUUGCCAUCAUCCAGCGAAAGGUCAGAGAAGUCGCUCUGUUUACGAGGAGUAUUCGAGUUGGAGGUAGGCGGACCAGUCACCGUGCCUGUACUGCUGGCGGCGCCACUCGCAGUUGACUGGGCUUGUGAUGCGGCUGGCGUGGGCGAAGGCGGCGACACGUGCACAUCAGUGAUCGGCGUGAUCACGUAGCUUCCUCCAAGGUCGUACGGCACCAUGCUGCUGUCACUUGCGCGGCCCGAGACAGGUCUGUCCGUCACCCUCGUUGAGAAGGUGUCCGAUCGCUUGCGAGCGGUGUUGCCAGAACGCUCCGCCUCGGAGCGCUGGGAGAAGAAGCUAAAGAGUUGGGUUUGGCGCUCGAGAGCGACGUCCGGGCCGUACAGCUUCUCGGCGAUCACGUUCAGGGUCAUGCGGAGCUGAAUAACGGCCUCCAGCCUCUGGGCCUUGUCCACUCGUGGAGAUGGCGACGAGGUAGCAACCGAGUUCUCCCCAGAAGAGAGGAGUAGAGGUCGUGCGCCGUUCGCUUCCGAAUCGCUUUCCACCUCAUCUGUGGUAUCGUCCGACUCCCAGAGCGCCACACCGGUUUCACCAGCCUUCUCUGCUCCCUUCCAGUUGUUGGCUGCGGUCAGGAGGAGCGUAAGAAGGUGCCAGCCGCGAACAUUGUGGGGGUCGAGCUCAAGCGAAGUACGAAUGGCCUCAGUAGCUGGGGCAAUCUCACGGGCAAUGGCAUGGCCGUAGGCGAGGUGGAAGAAUGCGCUCGCCGCCGAAGGGUCCAGGGUGACAGCGGCGCGGAGGUGGCUCAGCGCCUGGACCUGGAACAGGGGACGCUCCUUGCGAGUAGCCACUAGACGUCAGCAAACUUCGAC